Molecule: messenger RNA, 1720 nt
Organism: Myripristis murdjan (pinecone soldierfish)
Lineage: Eukaryota; Metazoa; Chordata; Actinopteri; Holocentriformes; Holocentridae
Product: eukaryotic initiation factor 4A-II-like
Exons: 10
Coding region: 21-1193 (390 amino acids)
Molecular function (GO): nucleic acid binding; RNA helicase activity; ATP binding
Source: RefSeq, a predicted model, not a curated record
ACCACGGAGGACCUGAUGGCAUGGAACCUGAUACUUGUAUUGAGACCAACUGGUCAGAGGUUGUCAGCAACUUUGAUGACAUGGGCCUGAGAGAGAAUCUUCUCAGGGGAAUCUUCGCCUACGGCUUUGAGAGGCCAUCUGCCAUCCAGCAGAGAGCUAUCCUACCUUGUAUUAAAGGUUAUGAUGUUAUUGCCCAGGCCCAGUCAGGAACAGGGAAGACAGCAACAUUUUCCAUUUCCAUCCUUCAGCAGUUGGAGAUUUCUGAGUCCUAUACUCAGGCCAUGGUCCUCGCUCCUACCAGAGAGCUUGCACAACAGAUUCAAAAGGUGGUCCUAGCCCUGGGAGACUACCUGGGAGUCAUAUGCCAUGCUUGCAUUGGAGGGACCGACGUUCGUGAAGAGAUGCAGCAUCUUCAAAAUAAGCAGCCGCACAUUAUUGUUGGCACACCUGGACGGGUCUAUGAUAUGAUCAGAAGGAAUUGUAUCUCUACUAAGAGGAUCAAGAUGUUUGUCUUGGAUGAAGCUGAUGAGAUGUUGAGUCGAGGAUUCAAGGAUCAGAUCUAUGAUAUUUUUAGAAAAUUGCCACCCAGCAUCCAAGUGGUGCUGCUGUCUGCCACCAUGCCUGCCGAUGUGCUGGAGGUGACACAGAAAUUCAUGAGGAACCCGAUUGAGAUCCUGGUCAAGAAGGAAGAGCUUACCUUGGAGGGAAUCAAACAGUUCUUCAUUUUAGUUGAAAAAGAGGAGUGGAAGUUGGAGACUCUGUGUGAUCUGUACGAGACGCUGACCAUCACCCAGGCUGUCAUCUUCCUCAACACGCGAAGGAAGGUGGACUGGCUGACGAUGAAGAUGCAGGAGAAGGAUUUCACUGUCUCCGCCAUGCACGGAGACAUGGAACAGAAGGAGAGAAAUGUGAUCAUGAAAGAGUUCAGAUCGGGAUCCAGCAGAGUUCUCAUCACUACUGACCUGCUGGCUCGAGGCAUCGACGUGCAGCAGGUGUCUCUGGUCAUUAACUACGACCUGCCUGGCAACCGGGAGAACUACAUCCACAGAAUUGGCCGUGGUGGCCGUUUUGGCAGAAAAGGGGUGGCCAUCAGCUUCAUCACUGACGAGGACACGCGAGCUCUGCGCGACAUCGAGACGUUCUACAACACAAGCAUUGAGGAGAUGCCGUUGAACAUCGCCGAUCUGAUUUAGGAUCUUGACUCCCCGGCUGGCCAGUUUUACUUGGAUGCCUUCUGAAUGCGUCGCCAACUAUUUUGCAGAAUAAACAUGAGCAUUGGGCUUAUUUUUUAUUUGUAGCAAGUUAUCGAAUCUCUUUCGUAUGAAAUGCUGUAAGACCAUUGUGACUUCAGAGACUGUCUGAGGGAAGCUGGUGUGCACUGAGUGUGCAGCGUUGCUCCUGUGGUUUUGACUCCCAGGGAGACAGGACUCAUGUCAAGGGUGAUGGGCUCUCACGGGUGGUUGUUUAUGCGAUAUUAUUUUCCUAGGCCAAUAGAGGUGUGUGUGUCGGAUAUUCUUCACCAUUUGAUAACUAACUUAUGGACUAAAAGGUAUAAGUGCUGUAUUAAGUCGGCCGGCUACGUGAAGCUGAGGCUCAUGAGGUUCCUGUAGGAUCAAGGGGUCAGAGGCAGAGUGGCCUCCCAUAUCCAGCACUUUCUUAGCUACUAAUCCAAUUUGUUUGUGCAAUGUAUUUAUCUUAUUUAAUCUUGAACAAUUUAAAG